ACUUUGAAGAACAUGGCUCCUUCUCCAGCAGCAGGCAAGGCCACUGGUGGCGCCCCCAAGACUCCUACAAAGUUGGGCAGAAAGCCCCAGAGCCAAACUAGCCAGCCUCCCAAACUCGGACAGCAGGCCGCUUCAGGCGCAAGAAAAGCAUCCGCCCCCGAGGGUGCUAAGCAGCCAGAAGUUCCUCAGACUUCCGAGAAGCUCGAAGCCGGUGACGUGCAACAAAAAGCCGGCGAGGCCGCGCAAGGUGCACAGGACAAGGCUGGCAAGACUGCCGAAGAUGCCAAGAGCAAGGCCGAGGGCGCUGCCGAAGAGCCCAGCAAGGUCGAGAUGAAGGACGACACCGAAGCCGCAUCCACCCAGGCUGGUGAUGAUGAGGACGAGGAUGAUGACGAAGGCCCUCUGAGCAAGGUUUCCCAGGCCGGAGACAACGCCAAGGGCCAGCUCGAGGAGCAAGCUCCUCAACCAAUUGACGACUCUAACGACGACAACGAUACCGCCGCUGGUGCACUAGACACUGCUGAUGAUGACGACAAUGACGACACCGAGGACACCGCCGACGACGACAAGACCGUCAAGGCUGGUGAUGAAGCAGACGACAACGAUGAUGAUGUUCAAGACACCACCGGCAAGGUGGCUGACGACGCCCAAAAGACUGGCAAGCAGUCCGGCGGCAACCUCCUCAAGGGUGCCAAGGGACUAGCUGGCAAGGCCUCUGGUCUCGCUGGCAAGGCCGCUCAGGACCCCAAGAAGGCAGCUCAGGAUGCCUCCGAAGACGUUCAAGAUACCGCAGGAGAUCUUGCUGAGGGUGACGCUGAGGAUCUUGCCGGCUACCCAAUUGGCGAUGACGGCGAGAUCCUUGAUGACGACGGUGAUCUUGUCGGACGUUGCGAGCUUCUUCCCGAACAGGUCAAGAAGCAGAUGGCCGACCUCAAGAGCAAGGGUCAACUCCCCAAGGGUGCCGAGAACUUUGUUGGUGACCUCCCCGACACCGACGAUGCCGAGAAGCCCAACCUUGCCAUCUUCAAGGGACUUACCUGCGAUCCUACUGGUAACAUCUUCAACGACGAAGGUGACACUAUCGGUCAGGUUACCGAUGGCAACCCUGAAGAGCUCAUGAACGCCACUCUGAACGAGUACGGUGAGUUCAUCGACGAUGAUGGCAACGUCAUUGGCCAUGCCGACAUCCACCCUGAGGCACCAGAGGACAUCUACGACCAAGUCCAGCAGGCUGCCGAUGAUGCCCAAAAUGCUGCCGACGACGCUCAGGACAACGCCGACGACACCGCCAAGGCCGCUGACAGAGUCGACGACGCUGCCGACAAGGUUGACGACGCUGCUGACGAUGUCAAGGAUGCCGCUCAAGACAUUGAGGACGAGCUCCCUGGUAUCGAGGCUCUUCAAGGCAGAGAACUCAACGACGCUGGCGAGGUUGUUGAUGACCAAGGCGAGGUUCUUGGCCAGAUCGACGACGAGUCUCUCAAGGAGAAGCUCGAGUCUGGCGAACUCAAGGCCGAAGACCUCAAGAUCAACGAGGAUGGCGAAGUCGUCGACGCCGACGACAACGUCCUCGGCAAGGUCGGUCUCGCAGAAGGCGCUGCCGAGAAGCUCGGUGGCUCUCUUCCUUCUCUCGACCUCCGCAUUCUUGAUGGCAGAAAGGUCAACAAGAAGGGCAAGGUUCUUGACGACGAAGGCGACGAGAUCGGUUCGCUCGCUGAGGGCGACCCCAAGGAGUGUGCCGGCAAGAAGGUCAACGACAAGGGUGAGGUUCUUGACCAGAACGGCAAGGUCAUUGGCAAAGUCUCCGUCACUCCUGGCGAGGCUGCCGAGACCGCUACCAAGGAGCUCCAGACCGAGCUCGGCGAGAAUGUUCCUGACGAAGAGCAGGGUGAGGAUGAGGAGCAAGCCGAUGAGGAGGAGGAGCCUCAAGGUCCUCAAUUCAAGAUCCCUGACCUCGAUGUCCUCGAAGGUCUCAAGGUCAACAAGAAGGGCAAGAUCCUCAACGAAGACGGCGAAGAGAUUGGUGAACUUACCUCUGGUGACCUCAGCGAAUGCGCUGGCAAGAAGGUCAAUGACAAGGGUGAGGUUCUCGACGAAGAAGGCAACACCAUUGGCCGCGUCAAGGCCCUUCCUCAAGAGAUCCCCCAGGAGGAGAUCGAAGAAGCUGAGGAGGCUGCCGACAAGGCCGAAGAUGCUCAAGACGCCGCAGAAGAUGCCGCCGAAGACGCAGAGAACGCUGAAGAGGGCGCUGAGGAUGCCGAAGAGGGUGCCGAGGAUGCUGCCGAGGACGCCGCCGCCAACCUGCCUCCUCUCUCUGUUCUUGAUGGUCUGAAGGUCAACAAGGCUGGCAAGAUCGUCGACUCCAACGGUACCGUCGUCGGUGAGCUUACCGAAGGUGAUGCCAAGAAGCUCUCCAAGUCUGGUGUCCAGUCAGACGACCAAGGUCAGUUCUGGGACGACAAGGGCCAUGUCAUCGGCCGCGCCAAGACUGUCCCUGUCGAGGAAGACGAAGAGUCAGAGUUCGCUGGUCUUGAGGGCCUGAUCGUCGUCAAGGACGGUUGGGUCGAGGACGAGAACGGCAACCGUGUUGGUCAACUCACCGAGGGCGACGCCAAGAAGCUCGGUAACGUCGUCGGUCAUGCCGAACGCUACGAGGAUCCUGAGCAGGAGCCUGAGCCUGAAGAGGAGCCCGUCGAUCUUUCCAGCCUCAACGGCAAGGUUCUGAACAAGGCCGGCUUCGUCAUUGGCGAUGAGGGUGUACCUGUCGCUCGCCUGGUUGAAGGCAAGGCCAAGGAACUCACUGGCAAGAAGCUCGAUGACCAAGACGAACGCGAGGCCAAGCCCGACGGUCCCUUCGCUGGUCUCCAGGGUCUCCGCGUUGUUGCUGACGGCAAGGUCGCUGACGAGGACGAGAACAUCGUUGGUGAGAUUGUUGAGGGCAACGCCAAGCGCCUGAUCGGUCUUGCUGUCGACGAGGACGGUGAUGUCAUGGAUAGAUAUGGCAACGUCAAGGGCCAUGCUGAACCUCUCGCAGACGAGGAGGAGGAAGGCCCUGUCGACAACUCUAUGCUCGACGGCAAGAAGCUCAACAAGAGCGGCUUUGUUGUCGAUGAUAAGGGAAUCCCCAUCGGUAAGCUCAUCGAUGGCAACGUCAAAGAGCUUGCUGGCCGUCAAUGUGACGAGAACGGUGACAUCCACAACGAUACCGGAAAGAUUGUUGGACACUGCGAGGUUCUCCCCGAGAACGAGCGUGUCUCUAGAGCCGANGGACCCUUUGCCGGCCAUGAGGGUCUUCGUGUCACUAAGGAAGGUUACGUUGCUGAUUCCGAGGACAACAUCGUCGGAAAGGUUACUGAAGGCGAUGUAAAGAAGCUUGUUGGCCUUUCUGUUGACGAGGACGGUGAUAUCAACGACAAGUACGGCAACGCAAAGGGCCACGCUGAGCCCUACGAGGAAGAAGAAGCUGCCCCUGCCGAUAACUCUAUGCUCGACGGCAAGAAGCUCAACAAGAGCGGCUUUGUUGUCGAUGAUAANGGAAUCCCCAUCGGUAAGCUCAUCGAUGGCAACGUCAAAGAGCUUGCUGGCCGUCAAUGUGACGAGAACGGUGACAUCCACAACGAUACCGGAAAGAUUGUUGGACACUGCGAGGUUCUCCCCGAGAACGAGCGUGUCUCUAGAGCCGAGGGACCCUUUGCCGGCCAUGAGGGUCUUCGUGUCACUAAGGAAGGUUACGUUGCUGAUUCCGAGGACAACAUCGUCGGAAAGGUUACUGAAGGCGAUGUAAAGAAGCUUGUUGGCCUUUCUGUUGACGAGGACGGUGAUAUCAACGACAAGUACGGCAACGCAAAGGGCCACGCUGAGCCCUACGAGGAAGAAGAAGCCGCCCCUAUCGACAACUCGAUCCUCAACGGCAAGAAGCUAAACAAGCAAGGGUUCGUCGUCAACGAAGACGGCAUCCCUCUUGGUAAGCUUGUCGAAGGUAACGUCAAGGAGCUUGCUGGUCGCCGCUGCGAUGAAGAAGGCAAGAUCCAUGGCGAUACUGGCAAGGUCGUUGGUCGUUGCGAGGUUCUUCCUGAGAACGAACGUGUUGCCAGACCCGAAGGUCCCUUCGCUGGACUGGAAGGCCUCCACGUUAACAAGGAGGGCUACGUCGAGAACGCCGAGGGCGACCGUGUCGGUAUCAUCACCGAAGGCAACGUCAAGCGUCUCGUAGGCCUCUCUGUUGAUGAGGACGGUGACAUUAGCGACAAGUACGGAAACACCAAGGGUCACGCCGAGCCUUGGGAGGAAGAGGAGCAAACCGCCGAAGACCUCUCCGCCCUUGCUGGCUGCACUGUCAACAAGGCUGGCAACGUCGUCGACUCUUCCGGCACCAUCAUUGGUCGUGUCUCUGAAGGCGACCCGUCUACCAUGGUCGGCAAGAAGGUUGAUGGCCAGGGUCAGAUCUGGGACAACGCCGGAAAUGUCAUUGGCAAGGCCGAACUCGCCAAGGGUGCCGACACCAAGGCUGAAGGACCUUUCGCUGGUUUCGACAGCGUCACUGUCAACAAGGAGGGAUACGUUGUCACUCCCGACGGUGGCAUCGUUGGCCGCGUCAUUGAGGGUGAUGUCAAGAAGCUUGUUGCUCACAAGGUCGACGAGGAUGGUGAAAUUCAAGACAAGAACGGUAACCUCAUCGGUAAGGCCGAGAGAUGGGAGCCCGAGGAGAAGGAGAGAAAGAUCAACCCCAUGUCUGGUCGCCGCGUCAACAAGGAGGGUGAAGUCCGUGAUGAGAACGGCGAUGUCAUGGGCAGACUCACCACCGGUGACCUCGGUCACUGUGUUGGCCUUGAGGUUGAUGACAAUGGCUACGUUGUUGAUAACGACGGCAAUAAGGUCGGCGAGGUCACUCUCAUUGCGAACAUCAUCGAGGACGAGGAGAUCCCUGAGGAGGAGCUCACCGAGGAAGAGAAGGAGGAGCGCCGCAAGAAGGAGCAAGACCGCGAGAUUGCUGAGAAGAUGGGCACCAUCUGCACCCAGACCCUCGAGAGAGUCCAACCCAUCUGCAAGCAGAUCACCGACCACAUCGAAGCCGCCGACCGUACCCCACGUGAAGAGUUGGACGAGGAAGAUUUGGUCAACAAGGUCAAGCCUCUCAUCGAGGAGGCUGGUCGUAUCCUGCAAGAGUGCAACGGCUCUCUGCGCGGCCUCGACCCCGACGGUCGCAUUGCUGCUCAAGCCAAGGGCCGUGCCGGCACCAAGGAGGCCACUCCCGAGGAGUACCGCCUGGCCGACACCCUCAAGGAGUUGACCACUACCGUCGUCACCACCAUCGACAACGCAAAGAAGCGCAUCAGCGACAUGCCUCACGCCAAGAAGAAGUUGAACCCUCUCUGGGGUCUGAUGACACAGCCUCUCUUCCAGAUUCUUGCUGCCGUCGGUCUUUUGCUGACUGGUGUCUUGGGUCUGGUUGGCCAGCUGCUCAACGGCCUUGGAUUGGGUGGACUCGUCAAUGGUCUGCUUGGUGGCCUCGGUAUCGGCAAGUUGCUCGGUGGUCUUGGUCUCGGCAGCGUUGCCAACUCCCUCGGCCUGGGCAAGAAGGACAAGAAGAAGGAGGGCGGUGGUGGCGCCAGCAGCUUGCCCAUCGUUGGCGGUCUGUUCGGCAAGAAGUAA
Aureobasidium vineae is the source of this 5652-nucleotide messenger RNA. The record is from the annotation of a GenBank genome assembly. Lineage: Eukaryota; Fungi; Ascomycota; Dothideomycetes; Dothideales; Saccotheciaceae.